UCAUUUUACUGGUGUUAUAAUGCAGGUCUAAAGCAGCCUUCAGAGAAACAGCUCCUGCUGGUAGCUAACGCCCACAUGCACUGGGAUCCGGAGUACUCGGAUGUGAAGCUCAUCCAGACUAUGAUGUUCCUGUCUGAGCUAAAGAGCAUCGCUGAGAGGGCAUCGGGAUCCAUCAACUCUGCAUCACCCACGUCAGACAUCAGCUCCAUCCCUAUCGUCCUGUGCGCUGACCUCAACUCGCUUCCAGACUCUGGUGUGGUGGAGUAUCUGAGUAAUGGUGGAGUUGCAGAAAAUCACAAAGACUUUAAGGAACUGCGUUACAGCGAUUGUCUAACCAACUUCAGUUGCAACAGCAAAAAUGGAAAGCCCGAUGGCAGUAUCACGCACAGUUUCCAGCUGAAGAGUGCCUAUGAGGGGAAUCUCAUGCCCUACACCAACUACACUUAUGACUUCAAGGGUGUGAUUGACUACAUUUUCUUCUCUAAGACACACAUGCGUGUUCUGGGUGUUCUGGGUCCACUGGAGACUCAGUGGCUGAAGGACAACAGCAUAACGGGCUGCCCCCACCCACACAUCCCUUCCGAUCACUUUUCCCUCCUGGCUCAGCUGGAGUACCACCCGCCCUUACCCCCCCUCAACGGGCUGCAUCUGCCUGUCCACAGCAGUACUGCCUGUGAAAGCAAGACGCUUACAGAGUGAGCCAGCACCAGCAUCCAUCCCAGCACCCUUCCAUCCACUCGUCCAUUCAUCUGUCCAUCUCUUCUCUUCACCAGAGAGACACGAUGACUACUAAAGUGGCCGUGAUCCAGUUAUAAUGUUGUUGUUAUUAAAACAUGUCAUGGUCAGCAGUGAUAAGCCAAUUUGUUUUGCAGAAAUGGCGGGAUCUUAAAUCUUUCUGUUAUGAAGUUGAGAAAAUUACCAUUGUUUGCCUGGUUAGUGGAAGCAGUAUUUUUGUUUUUUGAUGGAUACUUGUAUAUGUUCUCCUCACAAAAAUUCCCACUGAACAUGCUGAAAUAUUUCCUCUUGGCAAAUGGUCUAACUGGACAGUUAUUUUAAUCCAGACUGACGAACAAGCAGUAUUUUUAAACUAGUAAUAAGCAUGUGGAAAAUAAAAGUAGUCUCUCAUUGAAUGUGUAUUAUGGCAACAGGGCUUGAAGUGAGUCUUGAUGACAAAUUCAAAUUAAUGAAGGUCUUGCAUGAUUGUAAGAUGAUGUAAAGCAUUGUUUUGCCAAGAACCUUAGAAUAUCCAAAAACGAGCAUUUCCCAAUGUGAUGAUAAGGCUUUAUCACUGGAUUUUCUCAAUGACUUUGAGACUUUUUUCAUGCAGUUUCUCCUCAGCUGAGGAAUACACAUUUUGUAACUCUUAUUUAGUCUAUAAACAUAUAUGGUGAUAAUAUGGGGAAAAAAGCUUUCUGUUUGCAAAUGUAAAUGGUGCUACAUGUGGCCCACUUGUAAAACAAGACAUUCUCAGUCUUGUUCUAGUCUCCCACCUUAAAGGCAAUAAAGAU
Sinocyclocheilus grahami is the source of this 1508-nucleotide messenger RNA. RefSeq names its product CCR4-NOT transcription complex subunit 6-like. The coding region runs from base 76 to 699 and encodes 207 amino acids. The transcript has 4 exons. The record is from RefSeq and is a predicted model, not a curated record. Gene Ontology annotation, molecular function: 3'-5'-RNA exonuclease activity. Lineage: Eukaryota; Metazoa; Chordata; Actinopteri; Cypriniformes; Cyprinidae.